This is a messenger RNA of Echinococcus granulosus, 246 nucleotides long. RefSeq lists its product as hypothetical. The transcript is spliced from 2 exons. The record is from RefSeq and is a predicted model, not a curated record. The coding region runs from base 1 to 246 and encodes 81 amino acids. NCBI's taxonomy places the organism in Eukaryota, Metazoa, Platyhelminthes, Cestoda, Cyclophyllidea, Taeniidae.
AUGAGCGACGCGCGCGCCUCGAAGUGCACAACACGAGCGGCGCCUUCGGUGUGCGGAGCGUUUCUCUUCCUUGGCUUGGUUCCCGCCUCUUUGGCGUCACCGAAACAGCUAAAAAACUACGGCCAGGACUUGAGGAAGGGAAGCCAGCCCAGCAGCUAUCGCUUUAUUGAUUUUGCCGCUAACCUGUGCUUGUCAUUUCAAGGCACCGUUGCCGGUAUAAACCCUCUAAGGAGAUUCAAGAGGUAA